This is a messenger RNA of Ipomoea triloba (trilobed morning glory), 2837 nucleotides long. RefSeq names its product G-type lectin S-receptor-like serine/threonine-protein kinase At1g67520. The record is from RefSeq and is a predicted model, not a curated record. Bases 50 to 2533 code for a protein of 827 amino acids. Lineage: Eukaryota; Viridiplantae; Streptophyta; Magnoliopsida; Solanales; Convolvulaceae. The transcript is spliced from 7 exons. Gene Ontology annotation, biological process: protein phosphorylation. Gene Ontology annotation, molecular function: ATP binding; protein serine/threonine kinase activity.
UUAGAUCUGCCAAUUUCUUCAACCCAAGGCUAAAGCAUUGGUGGAUAGGAUGAAGCUUCUAGCCAUGGAAGUGCUGCUCUUCCUACUGAUUUUGUGCUCUAUGGCCUCAGUUGCUUCGUCGCAGACGGACAGUAUGAAACAAGGUGAUGUGCUGAACUCCUCGGAAUCCACUUUUCUUGUGUCCGCCGGCGAGACUUUCACCUUAGGAUUCUUUACGCCGGAGAGGAUCAACAUGACUUACUUAGCAAUAUGGUUCACCGAAAGAUUUGAGGGUGAAAGUGAAAAGCCGAUAUGGAUAGGCAACAGAGAAGCGCCUCUCCCAUCAAAUUCCUCUGCUAAGCUUCUCAUAGAUGCGUCUGGGCGAUUGAUACUCACGCACAGUGAAAAACAAGGCAACCCUUACCCGGUUUCAUCCAAGCGAACUAGCCGGAAUGUCUCAGCCACUUUACAGGAUUCCGGCGAAUUGGUACUCCGGGAGAUAAACGCCGACGGCUCAUCGGGGCAGGAACUGUGGAGUAGCUUCGACAGCCCCACGGAUACCCUUUUGCCGGGGAUGAAGUUGGGGGUGAACCAUAGAACGGGUGGGAAAUGGAGUCUGAGAUCAUGGCAGAACGACAAUUCGCCGGCGGCCGGGGCAUUUAGUCUGGAAUGGGAACCAAUCAAACGGCGAGUGGUUAUCAAGCACCGAGGAGUGACCCAUUGGAGCAGCGGAGAGCUGAAGAACGCGACACAUUUCCAGCACUUAUUCUUCCACUACGGCUUCCUCAAAGUCUCAUUCCUCAACAUUUCCACAAAAACAGAGGACUAUUUCACCAUUUCCGCCAAGCUCAACCGAUCCGAAAUUCCACGCGAAAUGCAAGCGGGGAUGGACUAUCGCGUCGUGGCUUUGAGACUGGACCCUCGGGGCCUCGUGUACGACCCCAACAACGGCCCGGCCAUUAUUGACGCCGGCGACUGCUACGGGUACGAGAACAAAACCCAGCAAUCAAAAGGGUGCGAGAUAUGGGAGCAGCCGGCGUGCAGGGGUGGCGGCGGUCAAACGUUCCAGGAAAGAUCUGGGUUCUUCUUCAACUACAGCAAUUCAGGACUCGCGGGGGCGGUGCCUUUAGGCUACACAGAAGAAGACUCCACUGCCAGCCCCAGUGACUGCAGAGAGAAAUGCUGGAAGGACUGCGACUGCGUUGGCUAUCAAAGAUUCGAUGACGGGUGUACGUACUGGAGGGGAACCUCUUUGCAAUUUCAACAGGACAAUAGUGGCAAAACAGUAGCGCUCUAUGUUCUUAACCGUCCAAUUAAGGAAGGGAAUGAAAGUAGCAGUAACUCAAAGAAGUGGAAAUGGAUUCUUAUACCCAUUGUAAUAAUAGCCACCAUAGUCAUAGUCCUGCUGGGGUUGCUUCAGUUGCGCCGGAGAAGGAGAAAACGAGCAGAAGAAAUCAGAAAAGAGCAACAUCUAAAGGAUUUAUUCACAUUAGAAGAAUACACUGAUAUUCAAGAACUCAGCAAUGACGAAUUCUUUCAGGGCAGCAAUCUGAAACAUUUUAGCUAUGAAUGGAUUGUUGUUGCAACAAAUAACUUCUCACCUGUCCAUAAAUUAGGACAAGGUGGUUUUGGAAGUGUUUAUAAGGGAGUAACACCUGAAGGACAAGAAGUAGCUAUAAAACAAUUAUCAGAAAGUUCAAAACAAGGACUUGUGGAGUUCAAAAACGAGGUGGUGUUGAUAGCAAAGCUCCAGCACACAAAUCUUGUAAAGUUGCUUGGUUUUUGCAUUCACGAGAACCAAAAGAUGCUCAUCUAUGAGUUUAUGCCUAAUAAAAGCUUAGAUUUUUUCCUUUUCGAUCCAAAUCGAAAAGAGCAAUUGACAUGGGAGAAACGUCUCAGCAUAAUUGAAGGAAUUGCCCAAGGAUUGCUUUAUCUUCACAAGUAUUCAAGAGUAAGAAUCAUUCAUCGAGAUAUGAAAGCUGGCAACAUAUUACUUGAUGAGAAUAUGAAUCCGAAAAUUUCAGAUUUCGGUAUGGCUAAAAUUCUCAAGCAAAAUUUAACAAAUGCAAACACAAUGAGGUUAAGUGGAACAUUUGGCUACAUGGCGCCUGAGUAUGCAAUGGAGGGUAUUUUCUCUACCAAGUCAGACGUCUACAGCUUUGGAGUACUAGUGUUGGAAAUUAUAAGCGGCAAGAAGAACAGAUACUUCCGCAGCGAGGAUGGGCCAUUGAAUUUGGUGGAACAUGCAUGGGAGCUAUGGAACAAAGAUGCAGCGCUACAAAUUGUUGAUCCAGCAUUAAGCAAUAUGUGUGGCAAGGAAGAACAGUUGCAGAGAUGCAUAAACCUGGGACUUCUCUGUGUAGAAGACCUCGCAGUGGACCGACCAUCUAUGUCCGAUGUUAUUUCCAUGUUAACCAACGAGAAUUUGGCGUUGACAAAGCCCAAGAAACCUGCAUUUGUCUCCAGAUACGGUGUGGUCCAUGGAUUUCAAGAAGACAGGUCAGAAAAGGUCACAGUGAAUCAGCUCUCCAUUUCAGCAAUGGAGGCAAGAUAGUGUUGCAAUUUGAAAUGAAAUACUUCUAUUGAAUGUAGUCCAUAAUACCAAAAUCUCACUAGCAUAGGAAUGACCAAGGAGACCGGGUCUUUCAAGGUCUAGAAUUAAGGGUGUGUUUGAUUCAUGAGUUUACAUACUAGGGAUGAGAAUUAAAAUUAUGUAGUAUCUGUCCAUAUACUUUCUGAUGCAACCCAAAUGUAACCAAUAAAUGAUCCAUUGAAAGUCUCGAGUCGCCCGGUAACAAUAUUUCAAUCGAGGAAAACAAUUCAGACUUCAAUAUCAGAUCAAAUUCCCCGGUGUGAAA